Messenger RNA from Penicillium diatomitis, 270 nucleotides. RefSeq lists its product as uncharacterized. The coding region runs from base 1 to 270 and encodes 89 amino acids. The transcript has 2 exons. The record is from RefSeq and is a predicted model, not a curated record. Lineage: Eukaryota; Fungi; Ascomycota; Eurotiomycetes; Eurotiales; Aspergillaceae.
AUGUUGCCCGCUGCAGCCCAGGAGAAGGAAAUUUCCUACCAGGGAGCAGCCGCCCGCAUCGCUGUCGUGCAGGAGCCCUUGUCGUGGGCAAACCUGAGCGGAUCUCCGCAGACGACCCGAGCUUCGCAUUCGACCUCCAAUGGAAAUUCCAAGCAUGAGGACCUAAUUCAGCCCCAGCCGCCCGGACGGGUGGAUCACGUCGGACCAGAACUGGAUCCAAACGGUGCAAGUCCCGACGAGCUGGCUGUCAUCCGCCGACGCAGCAUUUGA